AUGGAGAGACAGCAGUACAUCAAGGUGAAAGCCACUUCGGAGUCAUAUUGUGUGCUUAGGAAAAAUGUAAGAUGUGAGAGGGCACGAUUCAACCAAGGAGAGCAACAAGCUAAUGAGACUGAAGACUCCUUUAUCACUGCACCAUGUGCCCUAGCAGAAAACUGCAGCUAUGGAGCACUCCAUGAAGUGUUAAUCAGAGACAGCCUUGUAGUGGGACUAAGAGACAUCAGCAUAGAAGAGAAAAUGCAGCUUGACAAGGAUUUGACCCUUAAAAAGGCAAUCAAUAUUGCAAGACAGUCAAAAAUGAAAAAAGGACAGCAAACAGACCUCAGAGGAGAAACAAAGCAUGACAUUGAUUCAGUGACAACAAAACAGUGGGGAAAAAAGUCACCCAAUCCAAGGACCCAAAAUAAGCAGAAACAUCUGCCCAUAGAGACAAAAGCACUGCAGGGUGGCCAGUCAUGUGAUGGAUGUGGAAAUCCCCUGGACAUGGAAGGUGGCAAUGCCCAGCCAGAGAGAAGGCAUGCCAGACGUGGAAAAAAAGUACGUAUGUAUGUAUGUAAGUAUGUUAUGUCUGCUUAA
Messenger RNA from Xyrichtys novacula (pearly razorfish), 582 nucleotides. NCBI's taxonomy places the organism in Eukaryota, Metazoa, Chordata, Actinopteri, Labriformes, Labridae. The record is from the annotation of a GenBank genome assembly.